Molecule: messenger RNA, 1293 nt
Organism: Rhizopus microsporus ATCC 52813
Lineage: Eukaryota; Fungi; Mucoromycota; Mucoromycetes; Mucorales; Rhizopodaceae
Product: NIF-domain-containing protein
Exons: 8
Coding region: 1-1293 (430 amino acids)
Molecular function (GO): phosphoprotein phosphatase activity
Source: RefSeq, a predicted model, not a curated record
AUGUAUAAUAGAUCAGCAGCUAGAUUGCAAAAAACAGCAUUCAAUUUAUUAAGGAGAGGUUACUCAGCAACACCAGAAGAACCUGCUUCCUCUGCUGCCCGUAAGCUUGCUGAGGAAGCAUUGGCACAAAAAACCGGUGCUGUCAAGGGAAAAGUCACUCUUCCCAAGGGUGACAAGAAACCUACAAAGGCAUCAGGCAGUAAAGACGGUAACAUGAAAGAGAUUGCCUUAGUAGGCGGCAUCUUGACUGGCGGUGCUCUUGGUGGUUUGUUUUAUUAUGGACGUCCUUUUGAGGGUGAAAGAGAAGAAAAGUAUGCAAACGAAAACGCUUUUACUGCAGCAUAUAAACGUUGCUUGGACCGAUUUAAAGAGUUUCAGCAUGAAAUGAAUAAACCAAUGUGGGAUAAACUUCUCCCAGAGCCUUUGCCAGAGCCAUACCGUAGACCUUAUACGCUUGUUAUCAACUUGGAUGAAACUUUAGUUUAUUCUUACUGGGAUAAAGAGCAUGGAUGGCGUCAUGCUAAACGACCUGGUGUCGAUUAUUUCCUUUCGUAUCUCUCCCAAUUCUAUGAAAUUGUUGUUUUCACGUCUCAACCUGCAAUGAAUGCUGCUCCUAUUUUGGAUAAAUUAGAUCCCUAUCAAUAUGCCAUGUACAGACUGUAUCGUGAUGGUACACGUUAUAUUGAUGGAAAGUACGUCAAGGACUUAUCCUACUUGAACCGUGACUUGAGCAAGGUCAUCAUCAUGGAUUCCAAUCCCGAAUCUUUCAGCUUACAGCCUGAAAACGGUAUCGCUCUGAAACCCUGGAAGGGGCAAGCUGAUGAUAAAGGUCUUUUGGAAUACAUUCCUUUCUUGGAAGCUGUUGCGUUGACAAAUCCUCCUGAUGUUCGACCCGUGCUGAAGAGUUUUGAAGGAACAUAUAUUCCAGUGGAAUGGGCUAAGCGUGAGGAAGAGAUGAACAAAUUACAUCGACUUCAAUGGGAAGAAGAACAGGCAAAGAAGAAAACGAAGCGUAAUUUGGGAUCUCUCCUAACCGGAGGAGCAUCCGAUGUGACAGAGGGACCUCCACCUACCUACUUGGAGCAAAUGAGAAAGCAUGUAAGAGAAACUUUCGCAACUGAAUUUGAGCAACAAAAGAAGAUGCAAGAGGAAGCCAUGCAACAAGAUAUGGAAAAACAAAUGGAAAUGAUGAAGCAAAUGAAGAUGUCCGUUUGGGAUUUAAUGACUCAGGCUGCUUCGGGUCAACCUAUUAUGCCACCUCAGCCUGCAAAUGAACAAUCCAAUCAACAGUAA